AUGAAGUUCUCAAUUAUCCUUCAACCUCUGCUGCUCGCCGCCGUGGCCAACGCCCAGGGCUGGUGUGCUAUUGCUCUGAACCAAUGCAUCCAGGACAAUAACAACCUCACUCAGGCAGUUAACGACUUGCAGUCUGAGCUGGACAGCCAUCUCGCAUACAGGCCCAUUAAUUGCCCCGGGGACAACACCCAGCUUCGCGCCGGCGAAGACCAGAUCUGGCGCGUGCGCUGCGGAAGCACCAGCGGCCGCGCCCCCGACUACACCCGUACGACUAGUGACAUGUACGACUGCUUAGAGGCGUGUGAUGAGACUACUCAGUGCUCUAGCGGGGCGUACAAUCCGUCUACCCAGGAAUGCAGACUCUGGGAUACCACUGACCCCGGCUGGUCCAACAGUGCGGACUUUGAUGGGUUCUUCCAUAUUGGGCGUGUUAACUAG
Molecule: messenger RNA, 438 nt
Organism: Aspergillus calidoustus
Lineage: Eukaryota; Fungi; Ascomycota; Eurotiomycetes; Eurotiales; Aspergillaceae
Source: the annotation of a GenBank genome assembly